This is a messenger RNA of Pristis pectinata (smalltooth sawfish), 1132 nucleotides long. RefSeq names its product deoxyribonuclease-1-like. NCBI's taxonomy places the organism in Eukaryota, Metazoa, Chordata, Chondrichthyes, Rhinopristiformes, Pristidae. Gene Ontology annotation, molecular function: DNA nuclease activity. The record is from RefSeq and is a predicted model, not a curated record. Bases 1 to 1053 code for a protein of 350 amino acids. Gene Ontology annotation, cellular component: nucleus. The transcript is spliced from 10 exons. Gene Ontology annotation, biological process: DNA catabolic process.
AUGGAAUUUCAUGUGAUGCUGAUUGUGAUUGGCUGCUUUCUGCAAGGGAGUCAGGGACUUAAGAUUGCAGCAUUUAACAUCCAAAGAUUCAGUCAGGCAAAAGUCGAUGAUCCUGUAACUCUUGACAUUCUUAUCCGGAUUUUACAAAGGUAUGAUCUCAUCACCAUUGAAGAAGUCAUGAUUUCCGAUAACACAGCAAUUACAAAUCUAGUGGAAAAACUGAAUCGUGCAACCCAUCUAAACUACAAUUACAUCAUCUCUGACUACCUUGGACGCAGUUCUUAUAAAGAAAAAUAUGCAUUUGUGUACAAAGAGAAAAUUCUCAAGCCAAAGGGAUGGUACCACUUUGAUGAUGGGUGUGAACAAUGUGGGACUGACACUUUCAUCCGUGAACCUUUUAUAGUGCAUUUUCACUCCCUUACCACAAUUGUGAAGGACUUUGUUCUGGCAGCCAUCCACACCAGUCCAAGUUAUGCAGUCAGAGAGGUUGAUGCGUUGUAUGAUGUUUGGGCCGAUGCAAGAAAACACUUCAAAACAAAGAACAUUCUGAUACUUGGAGAUUAUAAUGCAGCCUGUCAUUAUGUCACGGAGAAAGAUUGGCCCAAAAUACGGUUGCGUCACUUUAAGGAAUUCCAGUGGUUGAUUGGUGAUGAAGUAGAUACAACUGUUAGUACACACACACACUGUGCCUAUGACAGGUUUGUUGUAACCAAAGAUGGACUGCUUGAUGCCGUAGUUCCUGGCUCAGUGAAGGCCUUCAAUUUCCAGAAAGCUUAUCACCUCUCAUAUCAUACAACCGAAGAAGUCUCAGAUCAUUAUCCUAUUGAACUUGAACUGAAAGAUGAUCCUUACAGCCCUGAUUUUUACUAUGAGACAGGGCAGACAAUCGGCAUCAGCGGUGGAACCUCUGGCGGUCCUUGUGACUGUAAAGGGGUUGAUAUGAGUUCUUGCGCUGGACGAUGUGGAGCCUAUUCACAGAGUUUUCCUUGCAGCUGUACAGCGAGCUGCUCCAGAUAUGAAGACUGCUGUGCUGACUUUGACAAGUAUUGUUAAGGUUCCACAUAAUGAUAGUGAGAAAGUUGCCAGGAGGCAUGAAAGUUUAAUUAAAAAUGCAUUCUAGAAGACAAUAAAG